This is a messenger RNA of Marmota monax (woodchuck), 1385 nucleotides long. Its product is annotated as baculoviral IAP repeat-containing protein 2-like. The transcript has a single exon. Gene Ontology annotation, cellular component: nucleus; cytoplasm. NCBI's taxonomy places the organism in Eukaryota, Metazoa, Chordata, Mammalia, Rodentia, Sciuridae. Gene Ontology annotation, biological process: regulation of cell cycle; negative regulation of apoptotic process; positive regulation of protein ubiquitination. The record is from RefSeq and is a predicted model, not a curated record. Gene Ontology annotation, molecular function: cysteine-type endopeptidase inhibitor activity involved in apoptotic process; ubiquitin protein ligase activity. Bases 265 to 786 code for a protein of 173 amino acids.
UUCAGCGAUUCUUAUUCCUGCCUUUCACCAAAUCCUCUUAAUUCUAGAGCUGUUGAAGACUUCUCUCAAUUGAGGACUAACCCCUAUAGUUAUGCAAUGAGUACUGAAGAAGCCAGAUUUCUUACUUAUAAUAUGUGGCCCUUAACCUUUUUGUCACCAUUGGAAUUGGCGAGAGCUGGCUUUUACUAUGCAGGACCUGGAGAUAGGGUAGCCUGCUUUGCCUGUGGCGGGAAGCUAUGUAACUGAGAACCAAAGGAUGGUGCUAUGUCAGAACACAGGAGACAUUUUCCUAACUGUCCGUUUUUGGAAAAUUCUCUAGAAACUCUGAGGUUUAGUAUUUCAAAUCUGAGCAUGCAGACACACACAGCUCGAAUGAGAACAUUUAUGUACUGGCCAGCUAGUGUUCCAGUUCAGCCUGAGCAGUUUGCAAGUGCUAGUUUUUAUUACAUGGAUCGCAAUGAUGAUGUCAAAUGCUUUUGUUGUGAUGGUGGCUUGAGAUGUUGGGAAUCUGGAGAUGAUCCAUGGGUAGAACAUGCCAAAUGGUUUCCAAGGUGUGAGUUCUUGAUACGAAUGAAAGGGCAAGAGUUUGUUGAUGAGAUUCAAGCUAGAUAUCCUCAUCUUCCUGAACAGCUGUUGUCAACAUCAGAUACUCCUGGAGAAGAAAAUGCUGAACCAAUUGUUCAUUUGGGACCUGGAGAAAGUUCUUCAGAAGAUGCAGUCAUGAUGAAUACACCUGUGGUUAAAUCUGCUUUGGAAAUGGGAUUUAGUAGAAGUCUGGUAAAAUAGACAGUUCAAAGUAAAAUCCUAACCACUUGAAAGAGUUAUAAAACAAUUAAUGAUAUUGUAUCAGCACUUCUUGAUGCUGAAGAUGAAAGAAGAGAAGAGGAGAAGGAAAGACAAGCUGAAGAAAUGGCAUCAGAUGAUUUGUCAUUAAUACGGAAGAAUACAAUGGCUCUCUUUCAACAGUUGACAUGUGUCCUUCCUAUCUUAGAUAAUCUUUUAAAGGCCAAUGUAAUUAAUAAACAGGAACAUGAUAUUAUUAAACAAAAAAAAACACAGAUACCUUUACAAGCAAGAGAACUGAUUGAUACCAUUUUAGUUAAAGGAAAUGCUGCAGCCAACAUCUUCAAAAACUGUCUAAAUGAAAUUGACUCUACAUUAUAUGAGAACUUAUUUGUGGAAAAGAAUAUGAAGUAUAUUCCAACAGAAGAUGUUUCAGGUCUGCCACUAGAAGAAUAGUUGAGGAGAUUACAAGAAGAAAUAACCUGCAAGGUGUGUAUGGACAAAGAAGUUUCUAUUGUGUUCAUUCCUUGCGGUCAUCUGGUAAUAUGCCAGGAGUAUGCCCCAUCUCUAAGAAAAUGUCCUAUUUGCAGGGGUAUAAUCAA